CUGCUGCAACGGAAAGGCUUGCUGCACAUGGCAUGGGGGGAGGGAGGGAGAGCGGGGAAGGCGGAGAGGGCGGGGAGGAGCGGGGAGGGCGGGGCGGGCGGGGAGGAGCGGGGAGGAGCGGGGAGGAGCGGAGAGGGAGGGGAAGGAGCGGGGAGCGCGGAGGGCGGGGAAGGAGCGGGGAGCACGGAGGGCGGGGAAGGAGCGGGGAGCGCGGAGGGCGGGGAAGGAGCGGGGAGCACGGAGGGCGGGGAAGGAGCGGGGAGCGCGGAGGGCGGGGAAGGAGCGGGGAGCACGGAGGGCGGGGAAGGAGCGGGGAGCACGGAGGGCGGGGAAGGAGCGGGGAGCGCGGAGGGCGGGGAAGGAGCGGGGAGCACGGAGGGCGGGGAAGGAGCGGGGAGCACGGAGGGCGGGGAAGGAGCGGGGAGCGCGGAGGGCGGGGAAGGAGCGGGGAGCGCGGAGGGCGGGGAAGGAGCGGGGAGCGCGGAGGGCGGGGAAGGAGCGGGGAGCGCGGAGGGAGAGACCUGUUUUUGGGAAGGGAGAGCGACACGUCAUGAGAAGCCAGCUGUCGGACCCGUGCGGCUGGAAGCUCACGCGCCGCACCUCCAGCACCCUCUCCUCCGCCGCCCUCCCCGCUGCUGCGCCCUCCGCCACUGCGCCCCCCACCGCCCGCGCAAGCGUCGCCCCUGCCCCGCCUCUUCCGCCUCCUCCACUGCUUCCCCCUUCACCUCCGCAUAUCUCCCAUCUCCGCGCGCUUUCGGCCUCCGCGGCAAGUCUGGGGAAAAACGGGGCGGCGUGACGACCUUCAUUCCCAGCCGCCCCGCAUCGGACGGCCAAUCGCACUCUCCGGUGUGGCGUCCCCGAAUCGAACGGUCGAAUUGCCAUUCGUACGACGACGCCACGUGGCAAGCGAAGGUAGCGCUGGUGCCGCUAGUGGCGUUGGUGGCGGUGGUGAGAAGGACGCUCGUGGCGAUAAUAUCGGUGGUGGGAAGCCCGCUGGAGCCGGUGAAAGAUGCGCACACGGUUUUCCUGCCGAGAAGCACGCGCUCUGUGUCAUAG
Closterium sp. Naga37s-1 is the source of this 1056-nucleotide messenger RNA. The record is from the annotation of a GenBank genome assembly. NCBI's taxonomy places the organism in Eukaryota, Viridiplantae, Streptophyta, Zygnematophyceae, Desmidiales, Closteriaceae.